Molecule: messenger RNA, 753 nt
Organism: Cynoglossus semilaevis (tongue sole)
Lineage: Eukaryota; Metazoa; Chordata; Actinopteri; Pleuronectiformes; Cynoglossidae
Product: glycoprotein hormone beta-5-like
Exons: 2
Coding region: 114-503 (129 amino acids)
Biological process (GO): regulation of thyroid hormone receptor signaling pathway; G protein-coupled receptor signaling pathway
Cellular component (GO): cytoplasm; extracellular region
Molecular function (GO): hormone activity
Source: RefSeq, a predicted model, not a curated record
UUCUGAAUUUUAGGUUCCAUAAGAAAAAAACAACAACUUAUUUCUACCUGUGUCUUGAUAUUGUGGUGAAUAAUGUUUCUUUUUAUACACUCUGUAUAUUCAUCAUUCCCAGCAUGCACUUCCAACUUCCUCCACUCCCUUUCCUCAUCCUCCUGGUUGCCAAGGUAGCCGUGAUAUGCAGUGCCGUGUCAACCACCCUCCAUGGCUUCCGAGGCUGUGCAGUGCGGGAGUUCUCCUUUGUGGCCCAGAAACCUGGCUGCAAGGGGCUACGCAUCACAACAGAGGCCUGUUGGGGGCGCUGCCACACUUGGGAGAAACCAGUGCCGGAACCUCCUUACAUCCAGAGGCAUCACCGUGUAUGCACGUACAGCCGUAUACGUCACAUGACCGCCCGGCUGCCUGGCUGCCAACCCAACAUCUCUUCUCUCUACCACUAUCCAAUGGCCUUGCACUGCCACUGUGCCAUCUGCUCCACACAGGACACAGAGUGUGAGACCUUCUAAGGGACAAAGCAAUACAAACGGUUUAACGUACAGAUUGGCAAACUAUCAUAUAAUGAGUUAAUCUCACCAUAAUCCAAAAGGAAUUCUGGGAAUAUUGUUUUUUUACUUAUUAUAAAAGCACUGUCAAAGCAUGUUUAUAUUUUAGGUGAGGUUUCAUGUGAAUCAAUUUGUAAAACAGUAAAGAAUGAUCUGUAAGUCUUUGUGAUUAUUUUGUUACUCAUGACUUCGGAAAUAAAAAUAAUAAAAUAAC